This is a messenger RNA of Lolium rigidum, 685 nucleotides long. Its product is annotated as cyclin-dependent kinase A-2-like. The transcript has 4 exons. The record is from RefSeq and is a predicted model, not a curated record. Lineage: Eukaryota; Viridiplantae; Streptophyta; Magnoliopsida; Poales; Poaceae. Bases 122 to 418 code for a protein of 98 amino acids. Gene Ontology annotation, biological process: regulation of meiotic cell cycle; regulation of gene expression; signal transduction. Gene Ontology annotation, cellular component: cyclin-dependent protein kinase holoenzyme complex; cytoplasm; nucleus. Gene Ontology annotation, molecular function: cyclin binding; cyclin-dependent protein serine/threonine kinase activity.
CUAAACCGAAUCUUGUUUAUAGGUGGUGACACUAUGGUAUAGAGCACCUGAAAUUCUUUUGGGUGCACGGCAAUAUUCUACCCCUGUUGACGUGUGGUCAGUUGGUUGCAUUUUUGCUGAAAUGGUGAACCAGAAACCUCUUUUUCCUGGCGAUUCUGAGAUUGAUGAACUGUUCAAGAUUUUCAGAAUCAUGGGCACUCCUAAUGAAGAGACCUGGCCAGGUGUUGCUUCAUUACCUGACUACAAGUCAGCUUUCCCCAAGUGGCCGUCCGUGGAUCUUGCAACUGUGGUCCCAACACUCGAACCUUUGGGAAUUGAUCUUCUCUCGAAAAUGCUCUGUUUAGAUCCAAGCAGAAGAAUCAACGCACGAACUGCCCUCGAGCACGAGUACUUCAAGGAUCUCGAUGUAUCCUCAUAGAUUAUGGCCCCUGCCCCUCUGUACAUUAAGAUUGCAUGGGUUGCUCCUGAGCUUCCUGAAUCUUGGACCGUGUGCCUCCUUUCUUCCCUAUUCUUUUUGAUUUUGGUUGUGUAGUAGAGAGAAACUAGAAGAGGAGACACCUCUAGGUUACCCCUCUGUGUAGGCCAAGUCAACUGAAAAAAAAGUCUGGUGGUCUGGGAGAUCUACAUUGCCAUUUUGCCCCGUAUUUAUAAAAACGCUGACACCGACUUGUUCCUGGAUGAUCAA